Molecule: messenger RNA, 342 nt
Organism: Alternaria burnsii
Lineage: Eukaryota; Fungi; Ascomycota; Dothideomycetes; Pleosporales; Pleosporaceae
Exons: 1
Coding region: 1-342 (113 amino acids)
Source: RefSeq, a predicted model, not a curated record
AUGAGAUACUUCGCAUAUCCCUUCCUUGUUCAAGGAAACGCAUAUUCUCGCAUAACCGAAAGCCGCCGUAACGACAUCACAAUUGGGCUUCAAAGCUCCGAAAGGAUCUCUAGCCGCACAUCUCGCCAAUCACCCACCAAAAAAAGUGACGAUACGUACAUCCAGCGUAUUGAAGAGAAACUCGCCAGUACGGUAGAUAAACCAGCCCCCAAGUGCGGCGAUUUCGAACGAGCGAUCUGCAAAAAAUUGAAGGAAUUGGCAAAAAAGACAUUCCAAGCUUUUUGCAAAAAGCCAAAGAACACCAUCCAAGCUACAAACCCGGAACAUAAAGCCAAUGCAUAG